Molecule: messenger RNA, 2262 nt
Organism: Durusdinium trenchii
Lineage: Eukaryota; Dinophyceae; Suessiales; Symbiodiniaceae
Source: the annotation of a GenBank genome assembly
AUGGCCCGAGGUACAGGACCAGAGACGAAGGCUGAGCUGCCCCAAGGGGUGGAAGGAGAGGAGAUGGGCUGUGAGGAAUCAGAGACCUUGUCGGCCAUUCAAGGAGCCACAGAGCACGAGUGGAUGAUGAGAGAAGACCCCUACAUCCAGACUAAGGAUGGUCUCCAUGGACUGCAUGGGCCUCACUCCUCCUCGCCGAUCGAACCUAUUUGCACCGAGCCCUACUGUGGUGGCUUUUGGUGGUCCCAGUCAGCUCCCCGUGUGAAGCUGGUGGAUGGAGACUUGGGAAAGAAGGCAGCGCCCAAAGAGGCUGCGCCGGUGGACUUUCCGGAGGUCUCCUUCUUCCCGGCCUUUGACCCUCCGUUGGCCUCCUUCGUGAAGCUUCGCCCUGCCAAUCAGGGCACCUUUGACCGUUGGAACAUUCCCAACGCGGUCACCGUGAAGGUGGGCACGCGCUCGGAGAUGAAGUUCCUCACCAACGAGGUCUUGAACAACUUCAUGCGUGUGCAGGAGGACGCUGGUUUGGGGGAACCAGAGUAUGUGGUUCGUCAGGGACUACAGUUGGUCAGCUGGAAGCCGCGACACGGAAGGCUUCAUGUCACACCCUUCCUGGGCAGCAAGGAGGAGAUGAUGAGCAGCAAUUUGCCAAUCACCUUCACCUUUGGAGGUAAACCGACUCCGAAGAACGCAUCCCCGGACGAGCAGCAGCGGCUGGAGCCUGAGAUCCCUGAUGCCCCGGACUAUGGGCAGUACCUGCGCGCGGAGGACAAGCCACAGCCGCCCAUCAUCCUUCCAGUGAAACGUUUGGACUUUGUGAUCCGACGACCGCCACCACCCGAUGGCUGCGCCACCAACCGCCUGGGAGCAGAUGUUGUGACAAAGCCCCCGCGGCAGCCGGCACCGAACCUCACAGCGGGUGCUGCCUGCCCCUGCGCCGAGCCCGUCACGAAUUCGAGCACCGCCACCACCACGGAAUACAUAACAGCGAGUGAGGCAGCGCAGCAGAAGGCGCAUGGCACGAUGAACGAGGAGGAAGAUGAGCAGGAAGAGUGCACUCAAGGGGCCCCUUUUGUGGAAGAGCCUGAGCCCACCGAGGUGAGCUGGUUGCUGUUCAGCCAGGUGGCAGCCUCUCACAUGAUUGGCCCCGUGGUAAGGCUCAAUCUGGACAAGGUUUCAAGCGACCUGUCUAAGGUGCCUGAGGAGUUUGGGUCACGCACGGUCACAGACGGCGACUCAAAGUCUGAGAACGGGGAGACGACCACACCCGUGAGGUACCACAUCGCCCACAUCAUUUGGCUGGAGCGGCAUCGCUUUCAGCAAACACAGGCAGCCCACCAAGCCGGUGACGUGGAGGCAUUGCGAACACUGGCGCCGGUGGCGAGCACCGCGGCGGUUUGGUGGUGCAGUGGGGAUUUGCUCAGCAAGCUUUGUGAUGUAUCUCACGUGAAGGUUCUCCUCGUCCUGUCAGCGACGUUGUUGGUGGUGGGUGGCAUCGGCCAUAGCGCUUUGUCUCAGGCAUCGAUCCAGGAGUCGCUGUGGCGCUCGUGGAUUUGGAUCGCCGACCCCGACGGCGGCGAGUCGGCGCUCCCCGGCGGCCACGCCGUGGGCGUCGUGGUCUCCAUCGGUGGAAUGCUGAUCUUCGCUCUGCUCUUGUCGUUGAUCACUUCGGCCUUCGAAGACUUCCUUUGGCAGAUUCGCCAUGGCUCCAUCCCCGUCGUCGAAGGCGAUCACAUUGUGAUCCUGGGCUAUGAGCGUUCGGCCAUUUGGAUGAUCGAGGAGCUUUGCUGCGCCAUGGAGACCUCCGGCGGAGGGCUCAUCGCCAUUCUCUCCACAGAGGGGAAGGCAGAAGUCGAAAGUUGGAUCCAACAUGCCGACAUCGACCUGCGCAACUCCUCGGUGGUGGUCCGGUCGGGGCUUCCCUACAAUGAAGAGGACUUGACGCGAGUGGCUGUGCAGACCGCGCGGCGGAUCGUGGUGCUCGCGAACCGGAAGAUCUCCCGGGAGGAAGCAGAUGCCCAAACGUUGAAUGUGCUCCUGACCUUGCAGGGCUUGGACUACACAAACUCCAAGGACCACGCGUCUUUGGACUACCACGCGAGUGGCCUCUUCGAGGGUUUGGAGCGUUUCAACGAGGACAUCAGUGCUUGGGAGACCUCACAAGUGCGGGACAUGAGUUCGAUGUUCCGUGGAGCCAAAGCCUUUAAGAUGCCCAUCGGCGCCUUGACAAACAGAGAGCUGAGAGGACGGAGAGCUUCAUCGUAG